UGGGAAGUGGUAAAACAACUUUAGCUAACGUGUUAAGUAAAUCUGAUGAAUUUAAAGAAGAUGAUUCUUCACUCACUAAAAGGAACACAAAAUUAUCUAAAGAACAAUUACUGGAAAAAUUUGAAGAAGAACUUGGUACUUACAUUGAUGAAGGAAUGAGCCAAUAUCUCUUUGAUAAUAAAGCACUUGAUUUUACUGCUAUUGUAAGAACCAAUUUUACAGACUUUAGAAGCAAAAAAAGGUGCGAGGAGGAUACAAAAGAAUUAACAACUUUUUUCAACGAUAAGGAAAUUUAUGAAGAAAUUAAUAAUAAAGUUCUUAAAAAAGAAAAAAUUAUUUAUGUAAAUAAUCCGUUAAUUAGUUUUAAUGAUCACAGUAAUCAUGAAAAAGAAAUUAAAGCAAAUAAAAACCUUCGACAAAAAUCAAGAGACAAGAUCUUGGAAAAAGAAAAAGUUGCUUUAAAUAUCGGUGGCAAAAAACUAAAAGGAAGAUUGAGUGUAAAAGGAUUUUCUAAUCUAAAAGGAUUAAAUUGCUCCAAUAAUCAGUUUACUAGCCUUGAUUUGAGCAGUUGCAAAGAUUUGAUUGAACUUCGUUGUAAUAAUAAUAAUUUCACAAACUUAAAUUUUCUUAAACAGGUUGCUAAUUUAGAAAUAUUAGAAAUAAAAAAUAAUCCAAACAUUCCUCUCCAAAAUUUAAAAAUUUUGUCAAAACUUACUAAAUUAAAAGAAUUACACAUUACCAACAUUGAAUUUAAAAAUUUUGAUUAUUUACCUGCCAAUUCCGUUACCGGUGGUAUUCUCGCAGCUACUGUUAAUCCCAUAUUAGGAGGAGUAUUAGCGGCAGUUUCCCCAGUAGUGGAAAUAAAUAAUUUUAAUGAAUUGUUGGGAACUUUGAAAAGAAUUGCUGGUGGAGAAUUAGGGGAAGUAAACAAAAAACUUGACGAGUUAAAUAAUAAAGUCAAAGAAUUUUUGCAGGACUAUGAUAAAGAUGGCAAUCGAGAAAUUGAUCUUGAUGA
Racocetra persica is the source of this 1015-nucleotide messenger RNA. The record is from the annotation of a GenBank genome assembly. NCBI's taxonomy places the organism in Eukaryota, Fungi, Glomeromycota, Glomeromycetes, Diversisporales, Gigasporaceae.